CCGAUCGCUUCAACUGGCAACAUCGGAGCAGUGGCCGAAAAUCGCGCUCCACCAGAAAACAGUUCAAGUGGAAGUCAUCACCGACAUCAGCGGCUGCGCCACCGAACCGUUGCGUCUAGAUCCCCAGUGACAUACCGAGACCGGAAUCCGCCACUGGACGAGUAGCAGCAUCCACGCGGGUACUCGGUUUUUGGGGGAAAAUUUAUCGAGAGAAAAGAAAACCUCGGGGCCAACCACGGGUGUUUUUGUAGGCCAUCCAGCCAGCCAACCAGCCACCAGAGCUUUUCCCGGCAAUUAAUCAUCGGUGUCAAGCGGAGCGGAGCGUAGUCAAAUCGUUGUUGGCUUUCGCGGUUUGGGGUUUUCUUUGGGAGGAAAAAGUUUCUCGAGCCACCCUUCGACGGAGAACUCGUCUUGGAGAACGUGAAAAUGAUUGCCACCGCCAGUAUGCUGUUUAAGAUGCUGCUAUUGACCUCGUUUCUGUCGCAACUGGCGUACUGUCAGCCGGCUGGCGCGAUACGCAGCCGGCGAGCCGCUGCCACCACGGACCCAUUGUUGACGGCCGAUAUCGUGCCGAAAGCAGCGGCAGCAGCAGCGACCACCAGCAGCAGUUCCACUAACCAACAGGCCGACGGUAGUUCACCGAGAACUCAGCGCAGUUACUACGCCGGUAGCACCUUUGGUGGAAGCUCCAGUGAACGAUUGUUUGACUUUGGACUGCUGGGCAAACCGUACUAUGCGGGCAAUCGCGGUGGAUACUAUCCAUCGGGAGGUUACUAUCCGCAGGGUGGUUACUACCCGCAGGGUGGUUACCUACCGCAGGGCGGAUACUACCCGCAGUCCGGUUAUCCCAGCGGUGGCUACUUCCCGGGCACGAAUACGCUCGGUGUUGGCGGUGGAAUUGGCGGUGGUGGCGUCUACGGUGGAUAUGGUGGCUACGGAGGAUUCGGAGGUAACGGGGGACUACAGAGCUACUAUGGCUACAACAACGACCAGUACUAUGGCAACCGCAAUCUAGGCUAUGGCUACUACACGGGAACCACACCGUCCGGUUACAUUGGCUCGUCCCUAGUCAGCGGUUUCCGUGGCUACAACUGAGCGCUCGCCUUAUUCCUUUUCCCGUUUGCUUCCUGUGUUUGUAUGUGUGCGUCUGUGCGUCUGUGCGUCUGUGCGUCUGUUGUGGCUUAUAAGUGGACCGUUCUAGAUGUCUCUGAGGUGAAAGCUGAAUGAAUGGCUCGCAUGCAGGCAAUGUGCUCGAGUGUUCACGAGAACUUUUGCCCGUUUUUGUAAACAAAUUCAUACGCGAAGUAAUCAAUAAAGUUGCCAGCAAUGGUUAAGUUUCAGAGAAACUG
Anopheles aquasalis is the source of this 1349-nucleotide messenger RNA. RefSeq names its product prisilkin-39. Lineage: Eukaryota; Metazoa; Arthropoda; Insecta; Diptera; Culicidae. The record is from RefSeq and is a predicted model, not a curated record.